Pomacea canaliculata is the source of this 2304-nucleotide messenger RNA. RefSeq lists its product as uncharacterized. The record is from RefSeq and is a predicted model, not a curated record. NCBI's taxonomy places the organism in Eukaryota, Metazoa, Mollusca, Gastropoda, Architaenioglossa, Ampullariidae.
AUGACAAUGUUUUAUACUAGGGGUUGCAGACAUACUAAGUUACUUUUUGAUGCUGACCGAGCAGAUUCAUUUCGGCAUGGUCACCCACACCAUCUUCCAGAUCACUUGUUUCAGAGUACUAAGUUUGACCUCAGUGAUGCCGCAUCAGCUAUAGACUUGUUAUCAGCACGAAUUCCACCAUUUGUACAUUAUAUUUGGUUAGAUGCAGAAGCCAUACUGUCAACAGCUGAAUCCAGUAACAUCAAAUGUAGUGACAGCACAUCUUUUAAUAUUACUAGCCGUGCCCCAUGUGUAUCAGUUUCAAAGCAGAUUUUUCCUGCUGAUGUUUUGAUAAAGUCAGAUUUUGGUCAGGUGGCCCGUUGGGCUGCAUUUGGAAAGAAAGAAGAGCUAAGGCCCAUACCUUCCAAUACUACCAUUAUUCCGAACAUAGUGCAUUAUGUCUGGCUUGGCCAGAGACCAAUGAGUUUCUUUGCCUAUUUGAGUCUGUUGUCCAGUCUGUAUGUACUGAAUGCAGAAAUGGUCUAUAUACAUGGCAAUUUUGAACCACAAGGAAAAUACUGGGAAAUGAUCAGAAACCAUAAACGAGUUGUCUUUGUCUGGAGGGAUUUCCCAGAGGCUGUCUUUAGUGAGCCAAUUGUCAAAUUUGCAUCACAUGCCAGUGACUAUCUUCGGGCCUUUCUGUUGAUCCGAUAUGGUGGGAUUUACAUGGAUUGGGAUGUUCUUUGGGUAAGACCUAUCCCUGAUCAUCUUCGUCGCUAUGACACUGUGGCCUGCCCAGAUUUCCCAGCCACUGGAGCCUUCCCUGAUGUCUUCAACAUGGGUGUGCUGCUGGCAGCAAAAGGAUCAUAUUAUCUUCGCUUUUUCUUGGAGUCGUAUCAUCAUUACCUCGACUACCAUUGGUCAUACAAUGCCAUCCACAUCCCAUACAAGGUUUAUGAGAAGCAUGCAGAUCUUCUCUAUGUUGACCGACAUUUACAGGUAAUAUGUGCCAGGGGGUUGUGCCACCCAGUCUGGGUGCAAGAUUUCAAGAAUGAUGAGGUCAAUCACCUCACUACUGCAUCCUUUGAUUGGAAGUUUGAUACCUUAGCUGUGCACUGGACUUACCCAGAUCCUGAAGAGUUUGAGGAUGAACAGACCCUAGAAGAUUCCAUCUCAAUGUUUGCAGCCAUUGGUAAACAUGUGUUGAGAAAGGCUGAGCACCUUUUAAAAACAGAAUUAUAAUGGUUGUCAUGGACAGUAGGAACUCAUCCACCCCAACACACUAUUUCCACCAAUUCGAUCAUUUUGGACCAUUAUAUAAACAGAUGAUUUAUAAUUCUGAGCGACUGUGAUAAUUAAAAUGCUAGUCUUGAAGCCAGUGGUCUAGUUUUGACAUGCAUCUAGCUUGGAAUAUUAGCUACAUGAAGCUCAGACAAUCAUAAACUGUUAAACAUGAAGCUCAGAAAUCAUAAACUGUUAAACAUGUAUUUAAGUGUUAAGUCAGAAUGUAUGAUACUGUUAAGUUGAUACAAAGAAGCAGAAGCUGUGUGAAUGAGUUAGAAGAAUAUGAAAUUGUAUUUUUAAAUUUUUAUUAACUUCAGAAAAUUUUGGGUGUACACACAGUUUUAAUUAAAUCAUUUGUUAUGUGGAUUGUGUUUUAAAAUUAAAAAAGAAACUUGUUCAUUGUGGUUCAGAAGAGGGGUAAAAGGGGAUGGUGUAGAAACUUGAAAGCUGCAGAUUUUGGUCAGUGUGUCCAAGUGUUGAUUUAUAAGAUGAGAACAUGAGAAACUGGAUCAGAGGACAAGAGGAUGUGCCAGUUUAGUGGGAAAGGGUAGAAAGAAACCUUUCAGGGAUAACUAAACUAUACAUGUAUAUAUUUGUUUGUAACAUUUUCUUUUUUACCUAAAUUUCUUAGUUCUUUAUAGAACAUUUCUUGAUUGUGUGGUUGCGAAUGAUUACAUUAGUGUGUUCUGAAGUUUUGUGUAACAUUACAUUGCACAUACAAGUCUUUUACUUGAAGUUUUCAGUAGUUUUAUUUAUUUUGUUUACCUCUGAUUUGUUGGGUGAAAUAAAAAUUGUAUGCAUAACCAAAAUCUUAUACAAGAAUUUUAAAACUUAUAUUAAAAUAUUGUUGCUUGUAACAAAUAAGAAUGUUAACAACGGGCUGUCAAACUAGUCAGUGGUAAAAAUACAUGUGGUUUACAAAAUGAAAAUGGCAUUAAGUUUUUUCAUGUUGUAUUCUAUGUCAAAUAACGUCGUAUAUUGAUUAAUCCCAACUUGAUUGUUCUCGACUGUCGCUUUAAAUCAUUAAAUUUUAUAUCAACA